Thermothelomyces thermophilus ATCC 42464 is the source of this 1485-nucleotide messenger RNA. RefSeq lists its product as uncharacterized. The transcript has a single exon. The record is from RefSeq and is a predicted model, not a curated record. Bases 346 to 1287 code for a protein of 313 amino acids. NCBI's taxonomy places the organism in Eukaryota, Fungi, Ascomycota, Sordariomycetes, Sordariales, Chaetomiaceae.
CCAUCGCCACGCCGACGAGAGCAACGCAUCGCGGCCUCGGAUGGUGGAAUCGACCAGAUUUGUCAGCCCGGCACGAGCCAAAAACCGAAUUCCGUCGGCCUCCGGGAAGAACUUUGUCCUGGGACGUCUUUAAAAAUGGCACAUGCUCUCGCUCUCUUGUUGUUGCGGUGUUAUCACAUCAACUCAUCCAAGCUCGCGGUUUCAUAGGUCCUAUUGGAGGCCACUUCGCACUCUAGAACCUCGAACACACACAGAGAUCGAUUUACCUUGAUUGGCCUCAACGCUCGCUGAGCGCCGUCUCGAACCCAUCAGCAAACAGCAACAACAACAACAGCAACAACAAACAUGGCCUCUCCCAGUGUCAUCGUCUUCGGUCCGACCGGCGGCGUCGGCUCCGUGGUGGCGCGGACGGCGCAGGCCGCCGGCGCCCGCGUGACCCUGGCCAUGCGGGACCCGAGCAAGCCGGCGGCGGCGGACCUGCCGGCGACGCUGCCGCGGGUGCGCGCGGACCUGUCGGACCCGGCGAGCGUGCGGGAGGCGGCGGCGCAGGCGGGCGCGCGAGCCGCCUUCCUGUACCUGGUCAUCGGCCUGCCGGACCGGAUGCGGGCCACCGUCGAGGCGCUCCGGGACGCCGGGGUCGAGUACGUCGUCUUCCUCAGCAGCGCGUCGCUCCGCCCGGGCGUCGACGUGCGUGCCGUCACGCCCGACCAGUUCCUCCCCUGGCAGCACGCCGGCGUCGAGGCGGCCCUCGACGACGUGUUCGGCGCCGCCGGCUACGUCGCCGUCCGGCCGGGCUUCUUCGCCAGCAACCUGCUCCAGUACAAGGCCGCCCUGGCCGCCGCCGUCUCGGGCGACGGCGACGGCGUGGUGCGGGUGCCGGCCGCGGAGGCGCGGCUGGACUUUAUCCUCCCCGAGGACAUCGGUCGCGUCGCCGGCCGCCUGCUCGUCACGCGGGACGCCCGCGGUCCCGUGACCCUGUUCGGGCCCGAGUCCCACACGUUGCGGGAGGCUCUGGAGCUCGUGGGACAGGCGCUGGGCAAGCCGGUGGUGGUGGAGGAGUUCGCCUCGGCCGACGAGGCCGCCGGCUACCUGAUCCAGACCGUGGGCUAUCCGGACCCCGUGGCGCGCUACCUGGUGGAAAUUCUGAAAAGGCGCGCCCAGGAUCCCUCUCCGGAGGAGAUCAAGGAGCACGGGGAGGCCGCGGGCAAUAUCCUCAAGUAUGGCGGGAAGGAGCCCGGCAGGCUUGUCGAGUGGGUGGAGGCCAACCGUGCCAAGUUCCUCGAGUGACGGACCCGGGGGAUGAGUCCGCGUCAGCGUCAGGGGCAGCAGGUUUCGUGCGGUUUGAUUUUGCUAAGGUGUAUGAGAUGUAAUUAAUACAUACAGUCUACGAUGAAUCACAGAGUUGUAUCGAUCAAUCCGUACCUCUCAUUUACCUCAGAGGUGAUUUCGCUGUCGCUGUAGUAUUAUUCGGAAAAGAGAACCUCC